Molecule: messenger RNA, 1651 nt
Organism: Coturnix japonica (Japanese quail)
Lineage: Eukaryota; Metazoa; Chordata; Aves; Galliformes; Phasianidae
Source: RefSeq, a predicted model, not a curated record
CGGGACCUCCCCGGGCUCAAACAAUAAGGAAGUACGGGGAGGGUGCGACGGGCGGACGGGCACGUCGGCCGCCGCUGCCUCGCGGCCAGGUCCCGCCGGGGGCCGCGGUUACCACAGCGAGGAGGAGUGAGCUGCGAGCAACGUGCUGGGUUUUACGGCUUUUGGAGGAGAGAGGAGUUACGGCCCCGCACACCCGCCGAGUAGCGGCUCCGGCAAGCGGGCCCCAAAUUGCGGAUCGUGGGCACAGGAGCAAAGAGUCCUGAGGGAGAGAAGUGCACGGAUUGCGUGCUUACAUCCCAGUUGUGCCGUGCAAAGCUUUGAGACUUGAACGUCGGGGGAGAACCCCUAAGACAGGAGAAGGCCCGUACCUCACCCAAAAUCAACAGAGACAUGAACUCGCUUGGACUCUGCUGGGACGUCAGAGCUGGUAUCUGGUCAGAAGGGCAGGGCCGGGCAGUCACAGCUUCCUACGUGUCUGUGCUGAUCCCCGAGUGCGGCGUGCUGCCCGAAGUGCUGAAAAACACCAUAGCAGACGUCGGGGAGUAUUACCUGGUGAGGAGCUUGGCCGUCCAUCAGCUGGUCGCUCAAGAAUUCAUUGACUGCUUUGUGAGGAGAGGUUCAUGCUAUGCACUUACCUAUAACACCAGAAUUGAUCAAGAUAAUACUGCAGCUUUACUACCAACUGGAAAACUAAUUCUGUCAGUAGAUAAAGAUACUUAUGAGGAACUUGGACUGCAAGGCCGCCCUUCUCGGUAUUCUGGUAAAAAACCAAUGAGAUACAUUAUAACUAUUGACUUGACCGAUUCCAACUUCCACCCUGAUGGAAAGAAACAUAAGAGGGUGCUUUGGGCCUUGAAGGAAAAGAAGCCUUUAGAAUUUGAUUUCUUACUGGCUUGGUAUAAUUCAGGUGCAGAGGGAUCAACAUUGAUGUCAUACUUUCCGAAAAACCAAAUACAGGCCCUAAAGCCAAAAGUAACAUUCAGCACAUUAAGAGACUUGCAGUGUCCAACAUUACAAAGCAAUGAACUUCAAGGAAAGCCAGAAGAAUCCUGCAGUACAGAGGAGCUGUUUGAAUGGCUAGGUGCUGUUUUGAAUCAAGUUAAUCUAGACAACGUAUCUUCUAGUUUUUUAUCAACCUAUUGCUGUCCUCAGCCCAACACAAUAGCAGACCGGGCAUUUUUGUGCACAAUCACAGGCUUCAUAAUUCCUGAGAAGAUAAUUCAGUUACUGGAGCAGCUGUGUUGCUAUUUUGGUGAACCAAAGCUGGCACCGUGGCUGACCUUAACUGUGCAUGGCUUUGCAGACAGCCCUGUUUCCUGGAGAGAGAAUGAACACGGUUUUCACAAAGGAGGAGAGAACUUGUACAAUUUUGUCCUUUUUAGAAAUCUGGACUAUUGGCUUCAGAUGGCUUUAGGAACUAAUGAUGAUUGUCCUCCGUAAUGCUCUGUCUGCAGAAAAAGCAUUCUAAUAAUCCCAGGAUACUGUAUGAUAAACAUAGUUUUUAUAAAAAUAAUUAGAUAAUAAGUUAAAUCUUAAGUGGCCUUGUGUUUUUCUGUAGCGUAUAGCCCUUGAAACAUGACCUGCAAUAGAAGGAAUGGAUUUUUGUUUCUUUGCUGCCAUAUAGUGUCCUUAGUUCUGGAAGACUUCAAAA